AUCGAAUCACCCAACGAGGGGCCGUUUUGGCAUCGCUCGAUGUAAGACUUGUCGCCUAUAUGUUAAACUGCUUAAAGAACAGUCCUAAAAGCACAUGUCCGAAACGUCCGGCAUCCCCCUUAGGUUUUGAUUGUCGAUUUCCGCGGCCACCGCUAGCACGAAACGCUAGCAAGCGUUCAACAUGAAGCAUCGAGGGGCUGCUUGACGAGGCGGACUGCGGAUAGGCCAUCUCGGCUGCUGCCGCCGCCACCACUCCAGACCCAUCCAGAGCCGACAGACGGGAUCAGACAGACACAGACUACGACUUUGGAGUCUGUGAGACGUUCAUGCUCCCGCGAAAGCGGCUGUUUGCUCGCGAGUCCGAUGGCUUGCCCAGCCACAUAGCCCUGGCUCACUCCUCGACGCCAGCGCCAAUCCCGCCAAGACUUUUUCUGCUCCACAGACUCGGUGCGAAAUAUAUUGGGUUAUAGUAUCUUUGGCCGGCCCUUAGCGCUGUGUACCUCGUGGCUCGCUUAUUGCGUUUGCUUUUGAUCCCGCCAUGACUUUACGGAGUGAACUAAGUGGACUUUCCACCGUCUGAACUAUUUAUUAUCUGGGUAGUGAAGGGGUUUGGAAACGAGUAUAAGAAACGCCCUACAACCAGCAACAGUUUGAUUCUCUCUUCUCUAAGCUUCUCACUUUGUCCUUCACUUCACUUUCGUUACCCUCCAGCUACCUGCCCUUCGUUUGGUCUCGAUUCAUUCUUUCUCUCUGUCAUCUGUUCAUCCCGUUCUCUUCGCUUUCGCCAAUACUCCAACUGUUCCAAACACACCCUUUCCGAUAGCUCUUCAAGAUGUACACCAAGGUCCUCAUUUCCGCUUUGGCCGGUGCCACAGCCGUCUCUGCCCACGGUUACGUUGAAAGCGUUACCGCCGGCGGCGAGACCAUCAACACUUUCUACCCCCAGCCGGCCCCGGGAGGACCACCGGCGCCGGAUACCCCUGGUUGGAGGACCGUCGACCUGGAGAACCUCGGCUACGUGGCCAUCGGCGCCGUCGGCGAUGCCGACAUCAUCUGCCACCAGUCCGCCACCCCCGCAAAGCUCAGCAUCAAGGUCGCCGCCGGCGACAAGCUAACCCUCGCCUGGAGCACAUGGCCCAUAACACACAGGGGCCCCAUCAUCGACUAUCUCGCCAAGUGCGCCGGCGACUGCUCCAGCGCCACCAAGGCCGACCUCAAGUUCUUCAAGAUCGCCGAGAAGGGCCUCACCGGCGGCUCCUGGGCCACCGACGAGCUCGCCAGCAACGGCAACAAGUGGGAGGUCACCAUCCCCAGCGAUAUCGCCCCCGGCAGCUACGUCUUACGCGAAGAGAUCAUCGCCCUCCACAGCGCCGACGGCGCCCAGUUCCACCCCCAGUGUAUCAACCUCGAAGUCUCGGGCAGCGGCUCCGCCAACCCCGAGGGCGUUGCUGGCACAAGCUUGUACACCGCCCAAGACGAGGGUCUCCUUUUUGACGUCUGGAGCGACGCCACCAGCUACCCGAUCCCCGGCCCUGCUCUGUUCAGCUCCAAGAAGCGCCGUGACCACCCCCGCAGCCUCUUCAUUGCCGACUAAGCGGUUUCUUCUUCCGCAAGAACACAAUGUGAGAAUGUAACGUCACUGCAAUGGUUGACGGCAGCCUUGACUAGUCUUAAUUGAUCAAGGUGAUGGGUCUGUUUUCUAGGGGGGAUUUUCAUCACGCCGGUCUGCAAUCUGCGCUUCCAUGAUCGCUUUGGUUUCUUACUCAGCGUAUCUAUAUGCUGAUCUCACCGAUUCCCCAUGACACCUUGUGUCCUGGAGAUGAACUUUGAGCCUUUGAUUGGAGACAACUUGUUCCAAGAAAGCAUCUUCAGCGUACAGACUCGUCUUAGACACAUCGAAUAAACAUAUUCCGAGG
Molecule: messenger RNA, 1916 nt
Organism: Colletotrichum destructivum
Lineage: Eukaryota; Fungi; Ascomycota; Sordariomycetes; Glomerellales; Glomerellaceae
Product: Putative auxiliary Activity family 9
Exons: 2
Coding region: 833-1594 (253 amino acids)
Source: RefSeq, a predicted model, not a curated record